This is a messenger RNA of Pollicipes pollicipes, 1302 nucleotides long. Its product is annotated as tRNA-splicing endonuclease subunit Sen54. The transcript has 9 exons. Bases 43 to 1302 code for a protein of 419 amino acids. Gene Ontology annotation, biological process: tRNA-type intron splice site recognition and cleavage. Gene Ontology annotation, cellular component: tRNA-intron endonuclease complex. The record is from RefSeq and is a predicted model, not a curated record. Lineage: Eukaryota; Metazoa; Arthropoda; Thecostraca; Pollicipedomorpha; Pollicipedidae.
AAGUAAUCAAAGGCGGUCCCACAUCAGUGAGUUGACCUCACUAUGAAUGAGGAGUUUAUUGCAAGCGCACGGGAGAUCCUGCAAAUGACACAGGGGGGCCGGUCGCGCUCGCUACCAGAGAAGGGGGACAAGAUUGCCCGGUCCCUGCCGCUGGAGGAUGCUUGGCUAGAGUCUCAGAUGCUGCGCGCCAGGACAGAGGAGCUGCUCGCGCUCGUCAGUGAACCGCUCGCCGCUAAACGGUCGGAGCUACUCACAGCCGCCUGGGAGCCAGCUCGAGAUGUCGCUCGUCUCAGCGCAGUGCCUGGCAAGUUCUGGCAGUACAUGGGGUUCGAAGAGAACGGCUGCAAAUUCCUGCAUUGGGAGGAAGUCGUCAUGCUGAGUGAGAUGGGCCUGCUGCGUCUGACGGCGGAGGGCCAGCCGUGCUGCAGCCAGCAGGAGGUGCGCGCCCGCCUGCUGGCCGGCUGCGACGCCCGUGAGCGGCGCUACCGACUGUACGCGCACCUCACGCGGCUCGGCUACCGGCCCGUCCGCCACCAGGGGCCGCUGGCCACAGAGUAUGAGCGCAAGAUCCGUCUCGACCAGUACCUCCGAGAGCGCAAGGACAAACGUCACCGCACGGCCUCGCCGGGCACCAGCCCGGAUCCCAAGGUGCUGCGAACCAGCGAGGAUGCAUCCAAGGGCUCCAGUCACGCAUCUGAGCGGCAAGACCAGGAGCCUGAGCACACGUCGGAUCUCUUGGGGGUGACGCGCAAUGACGCCGGAGGUGGCCGCGACCUGGCGGUUUCAGGAGCCGUCGGCGCCGAGGACUGUUGUGCGCGGUCGUCGGCGAGUCCGACGGAGUGCUCGGAGCGCCUCGACGCCCCACUCGACGCCGGCCAGGCGCGAGGCGGAGCACCGCUCAGGCAGCUCGAUUUCACCGAAGAAAAGCGCCUGUUGCCAAACGUAAUCGGGUGCGCCACCUGGGUGAGGAUGCGGCCGCCGGACAAGGACCUACUGCCGCCUAACGUCACGCCGCGUAACGAGUACUUGCUCGACAUGGCCGCCGUGCGGCGCAGUGUGCGUGCGCCCGUCUGCAGAGAGGAAUCUCAGCGGGACAGAUAUCCGAGCUGCAUUCCCGUCUUGAAGACGCCUGCGCGCAACUGGUCCGAGUUUAAGACGUGGAUGGUCAUGCUUCCGUCAGCGGACGGCGACGGGUCGAGCCUGGUACCGGAGGACGAGCUGGACACGGGCUCGCCGGCGCUCUACACUGUCCAGCGGGGCACCCUGCCGCUCGAGACGUCCGUGCUGCACCAGGCGCUCUAG